UUCAUCUGCAUGAUUCCCAAUCCUCAGACGAGAAGAUGGACACCGGCUCUGAGUCCCAACACACCCCGAGCUCUCUCUCCGACGAAGACCCGGAGACCACAGACCCAGUUCUCCGUCUCCAGAACCCAGAGACAAAACCCAUACUUAGAUUUAAUCCGCUCAAAAACUUAGAAAAUGAACGGCUAAGCGGAGAUUUAGAAAACUCUGUGAAAAACAUAAAAAAUGAAAAGUUAAACCCGGAGACAGAUCUUUUAGAAAACUCAGUGAAUAUAGAGAGUGAUAAUUUAAUUAAUAAUAUCAAUAGUUUAAAGAUCUCAAUAGAAAAGUCUAAUCGACCUAAGAACUUAAACCUAAGUCCAAAAUUUAGUUCAACGCUAACUUCAACGACGGACCAUCCGCUCAUGGGCUUGGCUAGUCCCGAUGAAAACUAUCCAGAUUUAAUACCAAAGAGGAAGGAAGAUGAUAAAGACUUAAGUUUGUCAAGUAUAGAAGAUGAAAAGCAUGAAACUAACGGUUUUUAUAGCCCUGAAAGGAAUACUAGUAAAAAUAACCUGUAUUUUAAUGAUAAUUUUACAACAGCUGAAAGCCAUAUCUUAAAUUCUUUAGACGUAACUAGUCCGCCUGAUGUGGCUAAGAUUGAGAAGAAGUUUCAAAGGAAUGUGGAGAAAGGGGAAAAUGGGGUCAGUAAAGGGGAAAGUGGGGUCAAGAAAGGGGAGAGUGGGGCGAAUAGGUUGGAGGUGCUGAGAGUGACGGGACAGAGCACGCCGAAGAGCAAUGAGGAGAUUCAGGAGGCUGAAGAGUUUCAUUCAGGGGUGGCAGAAUGGUGUGAGUCUCCUGCCCACAGGCCGCGACCAAACUUCGACCUUCCAAUCGAGUUGAAGACAACCAUUAAACCACCAAAUGACCUGGAUUCUCCCGACGUAGUCUCAUCAUCACAGGAAGACCGGUCAGCGUAUCAAGCGCUUCUGGAUCCUUACACGGGCAGCGUAGCCCUAAGGCCCACUCCACAGGCGAAGGGGCCCACGCAUCGCCGCAGGAUACAACUGCCUCCUGAUGAUGAUGAUCAGUGCAGUUUAGACAGCGGCAGCAUACACUCUCUGGAGUCUGAAGAGGAACCCCCGGAACCCGGGUACCACACGCCCGUCGAACAGGAACAUAGCAAAAGAUCAACAAACACCCUGAGCUCAUGCAGUGCCAGCGAGCCGAUCCCUGAGUACUCGGCUGCAGAGGAACUAAGAGACGAACGCUCGUGGCUCAGCGUGCCGCGGCCGGGCGGGCCCGCCACCUGCGACAUGAAGGUGAUCGAGCCAUACAAAAGAGUGGUAUCCCACGGCGGCUACGACGCGUCGGGCUGCGCGCUCAUAGUGUUCAGCGCCUGCCACCUGCCUGACGUGCGCCGCGCCGACUACCACUACGUCAUGGACAACCUGUUCUUAUACGUGAUAUGGACGUUAGAGCGACUGGUACCGGACAAUUACAUCUUGGUGUAUCUAUACGGCAGCGCGGGGCCGCGACGACUGCCUACUAUACAUUGGUUGAGGGAAUACUACAAACUUAUAGAUAGACGGUUACGAAAGAGUUUGAAGCAUUUAUACCUAGUACACCCCACGUACGGACUGAAAAUCUUCGUUGCAUUUACUAAAGCUUUCGUCAGCUCAAAAUUCUUCCGCAAACUAAGCUACGUGCGUAACCUGACAGAGCUAAUGACUCUUGUCCCUGUCGAGCCCAACGCUAUACCGGAACUGGUGAAGCAGUAUGACGAAGGCAAGCGGUAAACUUUGUAAUAAAUAUUGUCUUAAACACCGUAGAACUACAGUAUAAUACACGGUGUAACAUAAGGAAACCGAAUAAUUUUAACUCAUCAUAUUAGAAGAGUAAAAUGUCACAUAAACUAUUCCGGAUUUCGCCUACUUUCAGAGUUAUAAGCAUUAGAAAAAAUAACAUUUACUUUCUCAGAACAAAAUGCUAUUUUGAUGGCGAUGAUGCCUUUUUGGACAUCUAACUAUCCUUGUUGAUAGAUGUCAAAAGUAACUAGUAACUCUCUAAGAACAAAUUAAAUUAUUUUCAUAGAAAUAUAAAAUAUUAAAUUUUAUUCUUUUUGUCACUUUUUCUUUGCAUUUAUGACAUUUAUUU
This is a messenger RNA of Leguminivora glycinivorella, 2133 nucleotides long. RefSeq names its product protein prune homolog 2. Bases 36 to 1775 code for a protein of 579 amino acids. Lineage: Eukaryota; Metazoa; Arthropoda; Insecta; Lepidoptera; Tortricidae. The transcript has 9 exons. Gene Ontology annotation, cellular component: cytoplasm. The record is from RefSeq and is a predicted model, not a curated record.